AUGGUUGAUGGGACAGGACCUGGCCUCACUUACAUUGAGAGCAAUCACCUCACAGACUUGUACCGAAAAGAAGAGACCAUCAGCGUGGCAGGGAACGGCUGCAUCCACAGUCCUCGCUUCCCCAGCAGCUACCCCAGGAACCUCCUGCUGACGUGGCGGCUCCACUCCCCAGAGAGCACCAGGAUCCAGCUGGCUUUUGAUAAUCAGUUUGGGCUGGAGGAACCCGAAAAUGAGAUCUGCAGGUAUGACUUUGUGGAAGUGGAAGAUGUAUCAGAGACCAGCACAGUUAUUCGAGGACGGUGGUGUGGACACAAGGAAGUACCUCCAAGAAUAACAUCAAGAACAAAUCACAUAAAGAUAACCUUCAAAUCUGAUGACUACUUUGUGGCUAAACCUGGAUUCAAGAUAUGUUACUCUCUUGUGUGUAGCUCGAAAGAGGCAGAUUUUGCAAACACUCAGGAAAUGGAUGAUUUCCAGCAUGCAGCUUCAGAAACCAACUGGGAGUCAGUCACAAGCUCUGUCUCAGGGGUAUCCUAUCCCUCUCCAUCAGUGACUGACCCUACGCUCACGGCAGAAGCACUGGAUCAGACCAUUGCCGCAUUUGACACGGUGGAGGAUCUGCUCAAACACUUUAACCCGGACUCCUGGCAAGAAGAUCUUGAGAACCUGUACACAGACAGUGGGCAUCAUUACCGAGGCAGGAGCUACCAUGACAGGAAGUCCAAAGUUGACCUGGACAGGUUGAAUGAUGAUGUGAAGCGUUACAGCUGCACUCCAAGGAACUACUCUGUCAAUUUAAGGGAGGAGCUGAAGCUGACAAAUGUCGUUUUCUUCCCCCGCUGCCUCCUGGUCCAGCGCUGUGGUGGAAACUGUGGCUGUGGGACUCCAAACUGGAAAUCCUGCACCUGCGUGUCAGGGAAAACGGUGAAAAAAUACCAUGAGGUGCUGAAGUUCACCCCUGAGGCUGGGCAUGCCAGAAGAAGAGGCAAAAUCAGGAACAACAUGUCCUUGGUAGAUAUACAGCUGGAUCACCAUGAGCGUUGUGAUUGUGUCUGCAGUUCAAGACCACCCCGAUAAAAAAGGAAAAGCAAAGAAAUAAAAGAAAAAAGCCAGACACACUAAUUGCAUCUUACUGGACAUUCACUUUCAAGCAGGAUUGCUCUGAGGACCUUUAUACACUAAUCAUUUGAAAUUUGCUACUAGCCUGCCUUUGCAAUUAGCAAAAAUCAUUGCUGUGCUGAUUAAUGUCAUGGCAACUAAACAGAUAUAUCAUACAUUUAUGUAUCAGCAUCCAAGAAUUUAGGAUUGUGGUUAUCUGUAGCUAGAUUCUGAGGGUUGAGAUUUUAAAAGCUCAGUUGCAGUCCUUAGACACACAGUGCCCACUGAAUUUAAAUACCAGGUAUGUAGGUAUUUGUGGUAGCUGGCAGUGAAAUAACAUUGCGUUUGUUUUUCACUCACCAGUUCCUACGCUCAAAUUCUGCUCCUAUUUCUACCUCCUCAGCUCUCUUGAUGAUAGGUAGGGUUUUAUGGUGGGUAUAAAUGAAGAGAGAAUUUGAGCCUGAAGGAGUGCAAAAUGGUUUGCCCCACUCUGGGAGGGAACUUCUGGCCCAACACAGUGAGAUAGAAUGCAUAAAAUCCAUCAUUUCAUGAAACUACACAUCAGUGCAGUCAAAUCUCGCUGUUUGUACUCGAGCAAAUCGUGUGCUGAAAUUAGUAGAUGCUUUGCAUAAGCCAGGACACUGAGGAUGGUAGGGGGUGCAGAGGCUGGUGCUUUUGCCCUGGUAGCUCCAUGGCAGCCAUUGCCCAAGUGUUUCUGCACCAGGGGGCUCCUGCCAGCUCCCCAGGCAGAUGCCUGUGAGCUGGAACUGAUUUUGAUCACUACCUACCUGACCUGGAUCCCUGCCCCUUGCCCAGAGUGGCCCCACAGUUGCCCAGGAGGAGCCCCCUCUACACAAGAAGGAAGAGACAGUUCUCCCCUUGGAUCCUCCUCGCAGCAGUUCGAGGAGCGCUGUGCUUUCCUGUGGAGGAGAUGAAGAUAGGGCACCUGUUUGUUGAAAAUAUUGAUUUGUUUUGCAGUUGUGUUACUGGGAAACAAAACCGUGUUUGAGAUUUAAUUAUCAUUAUUUGGUUUAGGGUUUCUUUAUUUGUUUUUUAACUUUGUCAUAUAUGCAUUAAUCUUAGUUAUCUGAGGUUAGUUGUCUCAUUCCAGCUCUGUGUAUUGCCAUGGUUAAAGUGUUGACAGUGAACUUCUUUUUUUUUUUUUUUUAAUUGCAUUUUGCUGAAGCAUAUUAACUCAUUAAGUAAUGUCUGUCAGUCAUGGAAAAUGUGCAUCAUUUAUUAACUUCCAGAAGAAUAUUAAUAAAUACCACCUCAUAAUAAAUUUAGCACUUUAAAAGCUACAGCAUAGCUUCCUAUGCCUUUUAAACUAUUACAAAAGUGCUCUAGCUGAAAAAAGAAAAGAAAUCCUUCCAAACUAGCUUUAAGGAUUUUCAAAUGCUGCUCCAAAAAUGUAAAAAAUCCAGGCAGAUUUAAGUUUUGCAUAGAAUUGGAGUUUUGAUCAUGAAUGUAACAGAGGGAAUAGGGUGGCACAUUUAAUGGCUGAAGUUUCGUGUGUUAUAAUAGACGUAGGCUGCAUCAAAUCAUCUUGUCUGUGUUGGCUCUUGUCUUUUUGUCUCUGAAAGAGUGAAGUAGGUUGACAAUAAUGCAUUAUAAUUAGUGGACAAUGGCAUGUACUAUAAAGUACAAGGCCUUCAAACCAGUAUGUUUUAGUACUCCACAGGUUUGUUACUAAAGCGCCCUAAUGUUCUCAUUUUCCCUCUUCAUCAGCUCAAGUAUUUUGUAAGUGCUUUUUUUAUCAUUUUAACAAAACUUUGCUGAAAGAUCCCUUAGAAAUGUUGUGUUACUUUCUUUCCUGUACUGUAACCUUGGAGAUUUAGAAAGUGUGGGGGUUUUAUUAUUUAUAUUAAUUUUUCCUCUCUGGCUCCCAGAUGUCUGUUUAAAAAUGCUCCUGAAUGCUUACUUGGGAAGUGAUUCAUCAUUUUCAAAGCAAUUCACAUUUAAAGAGCAGCCCUGUAACCAGAGAUUACCACCUUCAUUUUGUAGUUCAGGACUAUUUAAAGAACAUCUCAUUCUUUUUCUGUCUCUAGAUUAAUAACAAGAUUGACCCAGCCCUUCCAUAAGUUCUAGCUAAGUUUGGAAUAAAUUUGCAUGCAAGACUUGAGCAGUACGGAUUGUUUUUGAGAUACCACACUCCUGUUUGUGUCUC
Molecule: messenger RNA, 3265 nt
Organism: Cyanistes caeruleus (blue tit)
Lineage: Eukaryota; Metazoa; Chordata; Aves; Passeriformes; Paridae
Source: RefSeq, a predicted model, not a curated record